AUGGACCCAUCGCAUAAUCUAUACUACAUCACAUCGGCUACAGACUUUCCUCAGUCGCUUCCACUUGGGAAUGGCCGAAUGGGCGUCAGUCUCAUGUCAAAUGCAGACGUUGACAUAUUUUUGUUGAAUGAGGUUACCUUCUGGUCAGGCAAGCCUUACAGACCGCAGAGCCAAUAUGGCGGCAAGACCGCCAUUAAAGAGAUGCGUGAGCGGUAUGUGCAAAGAGACCACCAGGCCGUUCAAACGUUGGCAGAGAGAUGGCUGCAACCUCUGAAAGGGGAUUUCGGCACGAAUCUGGGAGUGGGACGGCUCAAAAUAGAGUAUUCUCGCUCUGGAGCAGCUCCUGGAGACAGUGCUGAGAAGGGUAGGCUCGAGAGAGGUUUAAAGUUGGACGAAGGUGUUGGCUGGGCCUCCUAUACCUCCGACGACUCCAAAACAGAGAUCAGGAGGGAGGUAUUCGUUUCCCAUCCUCAUCAAGUCAUCGCUAUGAGAAUUUUGAUAAACAAUAAGGCCGGUAUUUCAUGCAAAGUUGGGUUCGAGGGAGAGACCAAAAGUUGGUCUAUCAGGAAACCAAGCACAGCUGAGCUGGAAAUCCACGCGCAAGCGCUUGAGACUGUGCACAGUGAUGGAACAUGUGGUGUCAAGCUGCAUGGUCUGGUUGAUCUCCAAGCCGACGGCGAUAUGCUACCUUCGGAAAACGCCAUUUCUGUAACCAAUGCUUCCUUCUUAUUGAUAUUGGUGGCUCUGAAUACAGACUAUCUGGUCCCGCCCAACCAGGACUGGAUAUCUCUGGCUCGAACUCAGAUCCAGACAGCCCUAGAUGCCGGCUAUGACAGACUCAAGCAAUCCCAUACGCAAGACCACAAGAGACUAUACGCUCGAGUCUCUCUGACGCUCGGCUCUGUUUCACCAACAUCACGCCUCCCUACAGAUCAGCGCCAGAAAGCACUCGCUGCUUCAAAUGGAGCCUCCUCAGAAGAUCUACCCCUUUACACGUUAUAUUUCAAUUAUGGUCGCUACCUAUUGAUCGCAGGUACUCGGUCAGACUCUCAACUCCCGCUUCACUUACAAGGUCUUUGGAACGACCGAGAAGCCAAUGCGAUGAACUGGUCAUGCGACUAUCAUCUCGACAUCAAUACGCAAAUGAACUACUUUCCGCUCGAACCGUGUGGGCUAGGGUAUGAAUGCCAUGGACCACUUGCCAGAUACAUGCAGAAACUUGCAGCAGCGGGAGCCGAGUCCGCGAGGAAUUUCUACGGCACCCAAAAGGGGUGGGUCGCGCAUGUGUUUUCGAACGUUUGGGGAUUCACAGCCCCCGGCUGGGAAACGAGCUGGGGACUGAACGUUACCGGAGGGCUGUGGAUGGCAAUGGAGAUGAAAGAGCACUGGGAGUAUAAUCUCGACAAGGCAUACUUGAAGGCAUAUGCUUGGGACGUUUUGAAGGCAGCAGCUGAGUUCUUCCUAGAGUAUAUGUCCACCGUCGACCAAAAGGCAGGCUAUUUGGUGACAGGACCCUCUGUAUCGCCCGAAAAUACGUUCUUUGUUGAUGGAAAGGGCCAGCGUGAAGAGCAUUCACUGAGUCUCUCUCCGACUUUGGAUGUGGUUCUCGUGAGAGACCUGCUGGCAUUCUGUGUCGAUGUCGUGCCGUCACUGGACAGUCAGGGCGCUAUAAAUGACGACUUUAUCCGGCGCGUCGAAGAAGCUAUGUCAAAACUCCCACCCCUCCAAAUUGGCAGGCAUGGCCAAUUGCAAGAAUGGCUCGAAGACUUCGAGGAAGCCCAACCUGACCAUCGCCACAUGUCGCACAUCGUCGCCCUCAUCCGCAGCAAUCAAAUCAGCAAACGACACACGCCUGAACUAGCGGAUGCCGUUCGCACCACACUCGAAAAGCGCCGAGCCCGCGCCGACUUGGAAGACAUCGAGUUCACGGCCGUCCUCUUCGCAAUGGGCUUUGCGCGGCUCAAUGACGGAGAUGCAGCACUCAAUUCUCUGACGCAUCUGAUCUCUGAGUUGUCGUUUGAGAAUCUCCUAACCUUCUCAAAGCCGGGGAUUGCUGGUGCGGAGACGAAUAUUUUCAUCGCGGACGGGAAUUUCGGGGCCACUGCGGCGGUGGCGGAGCUGUUGCUGCGAAGCGUGGUUGUCGGAGAGGUGGAGAUCUUGCCCGCGCUGCCCAAGAAGUGGGAAGAGAGUGGGCAUGUGAACGGCCUUAAGGCCAAGGGCAAUCUCGUGGUUGGGAUGGAGUGGCGUGAGGGUGUCUUGGUUGAAGCGACGAUCCAGAAUGCCGGUCACGAUGCAUUGUUGGUUAGAGUGUUUUAUCGUGAACAGUUUAUCGACUUGGAGCUGGAGCCCACUGCGACGGUAAUAGUGGACCGAGACCUUCUUGUGCGAUAA
Cladophialophora psammophila CBS 110553 is the source of this 2391-nucleotide messenger RNA. RefSeq lists its product as uncharacterized. The coding region runs from base 1 to 2391 and encodes 796 amino acids. Gene Ontology annotation, molecular function: alpha-L-fucosidase activity. Gene Ontology annotation, biological process: carbohydrate metabolic process. The transcript has a single exon. NCBI's taxonomy places the organism in Eukaryota, Fungi, Ascomycota, Eurotiomycetes, Chaetothyriales, Herpotrichiellaceae. The record is from RefSeq and is a predicted model, not a curated record.